AUGGAUAAGUGUGAGAGCAGUGAUGAUAGCUUUUUAGUCAAGAAAAAUCGGAAAAGACGUGUUGUGCUGAAAUCUCCAUCUCCACUUCAUCAGAGUAGGCACAGAUCCUUCACAAAUGGUAAUGAAACAGUGGAUGAUGAAGGGGAAGAUAGUUUUUGUGUUCGUAAGAAGAAGAAAUCUUCUGUGUUGACAUCUCCUUUGAUUUCAAGUCAGAGUGAAGGUGAAGAUGGAGUUAGAAAGAAAGUACAAGACAAUUACAAUGGCAAUCAUAAAACAUUGGGGAAGAAGAAAGAAAGUCAUUCGCAGUUUAAAAAGAUCAGCUUUCUGGUAGAAGACGAUGAUUCUCAGGAGGAUUUUGUCAAAGCAGAUGACAAUAGAUGGAAACGGCCUUUAAGCAACAAAGCAAUGCCAGGAAAUAAGUAUUCAAAACUUCAGCGGAAAUCACGCCAUCUUGUGAAACAGUUAGAUGGACGACAGUUUCUGGAUGAAGAAGCAGAGUUAUCUGGCAGUGAUGAUGGCCAUUCGGAUGAAGAGGUUGAAGAAGCUGACCACUAUGAGCAGAGUUUCAUCAACGACUUGUCGCAAAUUGACCAGACACAAAACGUGGUUGAUAUGAAAGCUGUAUAUCUCCAGUCCGUGGUGAGUCCCGUUGCGAAGCAUCGUGGCUACAAGAUGAAGUACUUGAAUGUCUCAGAUGUGUAUUCAUGUCCUCCCGAGUCUGAUGAAGAUUAUGAACAUGACAGCUUUUGUGUAGAAAGUGCCGAAUCCUCUCUGACUGAAAACACUAUCAUAGAAGAAAGUUCAUUUGAGAAAGAAACUCUAAAGGAGAAAAACAAGAAGAAUAUUGAGAAGAAAAGCAAAACAAGACGUGUUAUCCGUCCUGAAUCUUCAAGUGAAGACGAAGAAAUUUUCAAAGACCCACAAAGUGAACCUGCCAAGAGAAAUGAGCAGAUUUCAAAGUCAGAUUCACAUUCUGUUGUUUCUGAAAGUAAAGAUUGUCAGGAUUCAGGACCUUUGGUGAUUUUUGCUGAUUCCAGAGAAAUUACAGGAGCCCAGGAUAUCAUAUCAGAUCUCCGAAUCCAGCAUAAAUUAAAUGUGGUUGUGACCAAAUUGGAGGCAUGCGACUACAUUGUCAGUUUGCGCACAGCUGUGGAAAGAAAGCACAUGUCUGAUUUUGUCAAUGGUGCUAACAACAAGAAAUUGGUGAAACGCCUCCAAGACAUGUGCGAAUAUUUUGAACGACCUUGUUUGAUUGUUGAAAAGAACCCGCAGAAGGGAUCAGAUAAAAAAAAUGUCCCCAGACCCAUCUUACAGACCAAAUACUUGGAAACUUUGUUAUCCCAACUGAGCCUUAGCCCAAUCAGGUUACUCUUUUCCGACAGUAAAAUUGAGACAUGUGGCUUGUUGGCCAGUUUGUGCUUUCAAGAGAAUGUCAAAGGUAUGGCCAUCUGUAGGAAUCAAACCUUGAGUGAUACAGAACAACAGAAAAUGAAAUUCUUUUUGAGUCUCCCCAAAGUGAAUCAUGCUUUAGCACUGAAUCUGUGCAAGAAUUAUAAGAAUAUCCAAGAAUUUCUUCAAAGUUCCGUCCCGUUGAUUGUUUCCCGUUCCAAGAUGUCAUCCGAACGUGCAGAACAUAUUAGUAAACAUUUUAUUUACCUGGACUUGAGGAAACGUCAGCUUUCAAAAAUGGCAAUGAAGAAUUUAGUGGAGGGGGAGUGUGGUGUGACAAACUCAUUGCUCAAGUUUUCUAGCCACUUCACUCAGGACAAAGGUUUUAAACAGGAUGGCUUUCAUGAUGUCAUUUCUUUUCCUGCACAUAAGGUGGAUAAGCCGAUGGUUUUGCCAAGAGAUGUUGAGUGGGCUGAUGAGUUUUUGCAAGGUCAGAGUAUUCAGGCUGCUCCUGAGACGUUUCACAUGGGGAGUCUUUUGCAAGAGAUGAGGCAGAUUGAAGAAGCAGAACUUUUUCACGAACCACAAACAGCUCCGGCCAUUGCAGAUUUAGCCGUAUCUUCUGAAUGGGAGAAAGAAUUUCUGAAUUCUGAGGUCAAGGAAGAGUGCCAGUUUGGAGACCAGGCAACACACAGGGCUGACAUUGUCCCCAUGAAAUGGGCCGGUGAAUAUUUGGAACCUGCUGAUAAAAAAAUGUGGCUAAAUGAAUUUGAAAAUGAGCUGGAAUCUGGUAAUGCAAAAUUGCAUGAUGAUGUUCAAAGAGCUGCUCAGGAAUUGGUGGAUUCUUUGGCUGACCCUAAAACCAAGAAGAAAGAGUUUAUGAAAUUAAUCUCAGAUGUUGCCAAAAAUGAGCCUGUUGAAAAGGACGGUCAGUCUAUCCUGGAUACAGCUGAUGAAUGGGCCCUUGACUUUGUAUCUGAACAGAGUGCCAAGUCUUUAGUUGACCAAUGGCAGCAGGAAUUUGCUGAAGUGAGUGGGAAUGAAGAAAUUUCUGAAGAAACAUUUUGGAACAAACUCCAAGAACAUUGGGAAGAUGUUGACAGAAAUUCUAACCCUGAUCAUCCUUGGUUGACAGAAUACACAAACAAAGAACUUUAUCAGAAUUAUGAGUUUGCUUCUGAAAAUCCAUUCUUGUCUCAGUUAAAUCCUUUUGAGGCUGGACUGACCAAAUUAAAGGAAGGCGACAUUCCAAACGCUGUCUUAUUAUUUGAAUCGGCCGUACAGAAGGACCCUAAUCAUGUUGAAGCCUGGCAGUAUUUAGGAACCACUCAAGCUGAAAAUGAACGAGAACCUGCUGCUAUUUCAGCACUGAAAAAGUGUCUGGAGCUUCAGCCUAAUAAUCUAACAGCUUGGAUGGCAAUUGCUGUGAGUUAUACCAAUGAAUACCAGCAAGCUUUAGCCUGCAAUGCACUUAAGUCUUGGCUGACACACAAUCCUCAAUAUUCCCAUCUGGUCAAAGACUUUGAACAAUCAGAUGCCAGUGCCAAUGUUGGUACAAUUGCCUCCAGGCAUAAAAUGAUGGAAAUCCGUGACCAAUACAUCGCAGCUGCUCGUCUCUCUCCCAACCAAAUAGAUCCUGAUGUUCAGUGUGGUCUAGGUGUCCUCUUUAACUUGAGUGGCGAUCUUGAUAAAGCCAUUGAUUGCUUCACAGCUGCUGUCCAAGUCCGUCCACAGGAUGCCCAACUUUGGAACAAGUUAGGAGCCUCAUUGGCCAACAGCAAUAAAAGUGAGGAAGCAGUUGAAGCCUACCACCAGGCGCUGAAAUUAGCUCCUGGCUUCAUCCCUUUUAUAGUUCUUCCUGACGUCAUUUUUCUCACUCGUCCCGUUCCCUGUAUUUCUCUCUCUCUCAACCCUUUUAUAGUUCUUCCUGACGUCAUUUUUCUCACUUGUCCCGUUCCCUGUAUUUCUCUCAACCCUUUUAUAGUUCUUCCUGACAUCAUUUUUCUGCUCCAAGUGGCUAAUGAUAUUCACUGGGCAUCUCUCUCUCUCAACCCGUUCCGUGUGUGUGUGUCUCUCUCUCUCUCCCCCAACCUGUUCCGUGUGUGUGUCUCUCUCUCUCUCUCUCUCUCUCUCUCAACCCGUUCCGUGUGUAUGUUUCUCUCUUUCUUUCCAUCUCCGUGUGUGUGUCUCUCUCUCACUCUCUUUUCAUCUCCGUGUGUGUGUGUGUCUCUCUCUCUCUCUUUUCAUCUCCGUGUGUGUGUGUCUCUCUCUCUCUCACUCUCAUUCCAUCUUCGUGUGUGUGUGUCUCUCUCUCUCCUCUCAUUCCAUCUUCGUGUGUGUGUUUCUCUCUCUCUCUCAUUCCAUCUUGUGUGUGUGUGUCUCUCUCUCAUAUUCCAUCUCUGUGUGUGUGUGUCUCUCUCUCUCUGUCAUUCCCUCUUCGUGUGUGUGUUUUUCUCUCUCUCUCUCUGUCAUUCCAUCUUCGUGUGUGUGUUUUUCUCUCUCUCUCUGUCAUUCCAUCUUCGUGUGUGUUUUUUCUCUCUCUCUCUGUCAUUCCAGUUCUUCGUGUGUGUUUUUUCUCUCUCUCUCUCUGUCAUUUCCAUCUUGUGUGUGUGUUUUUCUCUCUCUCUCUCUCUGUCAUUUCCAUCUUCGUGUGUGUGUGUUUUUUCUCUCUCUCUCUGUCAUUCCAUCUUCGUGUGUGUUUUUUUCUCUCUCUCUGUCAUUCCAUCUUUGUGUUUUUUCUCUCUCUCUCUCUGUCAUUCCAUCUUCGUGUGUUUUUCUCUCUCUCUCUCUCUCAUUCCAUCUUCGUGUGUGUGUUUUUCUCUCUCUCAUAUUCCAUCAACCGUGUGUGUGUUCUUCUCUCUCUCUCUCUCUCUCUGUCAUUCCAUCUUCGUGUGUGUUUUUUCUCUCUCUCUCUCUGUCAUUCCAUCUUCGUGUGUGUUUUUUUUCUUCUCUCUCUCUCAUUCCAUCUUCGUGUGUGUGUGUUUUCUCUCUCUCUCUCUCUCUCUCUCUGUCAUUCCAUCUUCGUGUGUGUGUUUUUCUCUCUCUCUGUCAUUCCAUCUUCGUAUGUGUUUUUUUCUCUCUCUCUCUGUCAUUCCAUCUUCGUGUGUGUUUUUCUCUCUCUCUCUCUCUCUCUGUCAUUCCAUCUUCGUGUGUGUGUUUUUUCUCUCUCUCUCUCUCUCUCUCUGUCAUUCCAUCUUCGUGUGUGUGUUUUCUCUCUCUCUCUCUCUCUCUCUGUCAUUCCAUCUUCGUGUGUGUGUUUUUCUCUCUCUCUCUCUGUCAUUCCAUCUUCGUGUGUGUGUUUUUCUCUCUCUCUCUCUCUGUCAUUCCAUCUUCGUGUGUGUGUUUUUCUCUCUCUCUCUCUCUCUGUCAUUUCAUCUUCGUGUGUGUGUUUUUCUCUCUCUGUCAUUUCAUCUUCGUGUGUGUGUUUUUCUCUCUCAUUCCAUCUUCGUGUGUUUUUUUCUCUCUCUGUCAUUCCAUCUUCUCUGUGUGUUUUUUCUCUCUUCUCUCUCUGUCAUUCCAUCUUCGUGUGUGUGUUUUUCUCUCUCUCUCUCUCUGUCAUUCCAUCUUCGUGUGUGUGUGUUUUUUCUCUCUCUCUGUCAUUCCAUCUUGUGUGUGUGUUUGUCUCUCUCUCUCUGUCAUUCCAUCUUCUGUGUGUGUGUUUUUCUCUCUCUCUCUCUGUCAUUCCAUCUUCGUGUGUGUGUUUUUCUCUCUCUCUCUCUCUGUCAUUCCAUCUUCGUGUGUGUGUUUCUCUCUCUCUCUGUCAUUCCAUCUUCGUGUGUGUUUCUCUCUCUCUCUCUCAUUCCAUCUUCGUGUGUGUGUUUUCUCUCUCUCUGUCAUUCCAUCUCCGUGUGUGUGUUUUUCUCUCUCUCUCUCUCUCUGUCAUUCCAUCUUCGUGUGUGUGUUUUUUCUCUCUCUCUCUGUCAUUCCAUCUUCGUGUGUGUGUUUUCUCUCUCUCUCUCUCAUUCCAUCUUCGUGUGUGUGUUUUUUUCUCUCUCUCUCUCAUUCCAUCUUCGUGUGUGUGUGUUUUUCUCUCUCUCUCUCUCAUUCCAUCUUCGUGUGUGUGUUUUUCUCUCUCUCUCUGUCAUUCCAUCUUCGUGUGUGUGUUUUUCUCUCUCUCUCUCUGUCAUUCCAUCUUCGUGUGUGUGUUUUCUCUCUCUCUCUCUGUCAUUCCAUCUUCGUAUGUGUGUUUUUUCUCUCUCUCUCUCUCUGUCAUUCCAUCUUCGUGUGUGUGUUUUUCUCUCUCUCUCUCUCUCAUUCCAUCUUCGUGUGUGUGUUUUUCUCUCUCUCUCUCUCUCUCUCUGUCAUUCCAUCUUCGUGUGUGUGUUUUUCUCUCUCUCUCUCUGUCAUUCCAUCUUCGUGUGUGUGUUUUUCUCUCUCUCUCUCUCUGUCAUUCCAUCUUCGUGUGUGUGUUUUUCUCUCUCUGUCAUUCCAUCUUCGUGUGUGUGUUUUUCUCUCUCUGUCAUUCCAUCUUCGUGUGUGUGUUUUUUCUCUCUCUCUCUCUCUGUCAUUCCAUCUUCGUGUGUGUUUUUUCUCUCUCUCUCUCUCUGUCAUUCCAUCUUCGUGUGUGUUUUUUCUCUCUCUCUGUCAUUCCAUCUUCGUGUGUGUGUUUUUCUCUCUCUCUGUCAUUCCAUCUUCGUGUGUGUUUCUCUCUCUCUCUCUCUGUCAUUCCAUCUUCGUGUGUGUGUUUUUGCGUGUCUCUCUCUCAUUCCAUCUCCUGUGCGUGUCUCUCUCCCUCUCUCUGUUUCCUGUAUGUCUCUCCUUUUUUUUCUGAAUAUUCAUUCUGCCGUGGAACAUUUUCUUGUGGCUCUUAACCUUCAGCAAAAAUCCGAGAGUCAAAAUCCAACUUUGAUUACCAGCCCUGGUCAGUCUAUGUCUAAGAAUAUUUGGGGAACGCUUCGGAUGACACUCACCCUCAUGAACCAUUAUAAUCACAAAUAUUACAACACUUGCAUGAAUACAUGUAUGCAAGAUUGUAAAAGAAAACAAAUCUGUAUUUAA
Molecule: messenger RNA, 6387 nt
Organism: Acanthosepion pharaonis
Lineage: Eukaryota; Metazoa; Mollusca; Cephalopoda; Sepiida; Sepiidae
Source: the annotation of a GenBank genome assembly